Mytilinidion resinicola is the source of this 1875-nucleotide messenger RNA. RefSeq lists its product as uncharacterized. Gene Ontology annotation, molecular function: zinc ion binding; DNA-binding transcription factor activity, RNA polymerase II-specific. The record is from RefSeq and is a predicted model, not a curated record. Gene Ontology annotation, biological process: regulation of DNA-templated transcription. The transcript is spliced from 2 exons. The coding region runs from base 1 to 1875 and encodes 624 amino acids. Lineage: Eukaryota; Fungi; Ascomycota; Dothideomycetes; Mytilinidiales; Mytilinidiaceae.
AUGACGGGUGAUAAAGAGAAUUACGGCACCAGCGACACGAUCGAUACCAACGACGCAAAUGACACCGACAACACCAAUAACACAAACGACACCAAGGACACCAAUGACACCAGAAGAAGCGAAGGAGCACCUGGAAAACCCCGCAAAAAGGUCUGGAAAACAAAAGUCAAGACAGGAUGCAUUACUUGUCGCAUUCGACGAGUCAAGUGCGACGAAGAGAAACCUAAUUGCAAGCGAUGUACGUCUACUGGACGAAAAUGCGAUGGAUAUGAACCCCCUAAAGCCCAAAAGCAAGCCAAUCAAGCCCUCGUGAGAACAGCGAGGCCUCCCACAUCCACCCGAUCAUCACCAGAUCUUGUCCCAAGAUAUGGCAAAUCAACCCCAGCAACCUUCAUGGACCCCGCGUUUGCAUCUGAAAUAUCAGCAGAGAGGCAGAGUCUGAAGUUCUUUCAAAUGUAUACCGCGCCUGAAAUGGCAGGAUUCUUCGACUCUACGUUUUGGGUCCAGGACCUUCUUGUGGCGGCAGAGACACAUCAAGCUAUCCGAUACGCCGUCACUGCGCUCGGUGCUCUCCAUCAGAAGUUCAUUGGCUGCACCCUCCCUGUCCUCCCUGACGAUGUAUCAGACCAGACGCUGCGAUUUGGAUUGAAGCAAUGCAACCGCUCUAUCCAAGAAAUCAUAAAACAGUCAGGCUCGAGCGGGAUGUCAAGAUUGGACCGGAUAAACGCUAUGACUGCAUGCGUCUUGUUCAUGUGCUUUGCCAGCAUUCAAGGCCAUAACUCUGAAGCUAUAGAACAUCUCCGUGGAGGACUGAAACUCUUACGAGAGUCUGACGCCAUCCAGCAGACUGCUCGUCACGACAAGCAGACUCACCCAGUGUCCAUGGAGUCGCUACGAGGCAUGUUUGUCACUCUCGACAUUCACGCCCGUGGCAUGAUUAGCGACAAGGAUAUCAUGUCCUGGGAACCUAUACCGAGCGCCGACCCGCAUACGAUCCCGUUGGAGGUCAAAUCUCUCCCACAAAUACGCUACUACAUGGAGGGAACCUUCAAUGAAGUGCUCGCUUUCCUCCAAGGCCUCGACCUCUAUCCACCGACUACACCAGAAGCCGUGGAUGUCGUGACCUCUACAUUCAAUGGCUUCAUGGAGAAAAUAGAGCUAGGCGAUAAGGUGCUCGAAGAAUACCUCCGUCGCCCGACGACCCGGCUUAGUCAAGAAGAGCAAACAGCCGUCCUAGCGCUGAAGCUGCACCGGAAUGAUAUUGCCGCUUUCUCAAUUAUGUUCCAGCUGCAGUCCGAGCUCGCGGAGAUGGCGUGGGAUCACUGUGAGUCACAAUUCAUUGACAUGGUCGCCAUCUCCACUCAGCUGUUGGGCGCAGAGCAAGGCGGACUAGUACAGCUCUACCCUUCCACUUCCAUACCCGCAUUGCCCCCGUACGGUCCUUCGUUCUCCAAGAUCCAAAACGCAUCUAGCGCUACCCAGCGCUCCCGGCGCCCGAUCUUCACCGUCGGAUUUGGCGUCGUCAUCUCCCUCUUCCUCGUCGCCUACCGCAGCCGCCACCCCGUCAUUCGCCGCCAAGCAAUAUCCCUUCUCCUCAACUACCCCCGUCGCGAAGUGCUAUGGGAUGGCGUGCUAGCAGGGCGAAUAGCACGAGAAUCGAUGAUGAUGGAAGAAACAGCAUACUUGAACCACGUCGGGCUCCCACUAUCAGACAUCCGGACAGUUUUGACAGCAGCGGGGGAUCUGCCGCUGCACCUGCGCACGCGUGAUAUUGAGAUCAUCUAUACUGGGAUGCGCCAAGCGAAUGCCACUUUCAGGAGUAUAGCGGACUUUCAAGAGGGGCGAAAGGGGGUGACGAAGACGAUUCAUUGGUAA